This is a messenger RNA of Chrysoperla carnea, 2601 nucleotides long. RefSeq names its product tyrosine-protein kinase Fer (gene FER). Gene Ontology annotation, biological process: peptidyl-tyrosine phosphorylation. The transcript has 14 exons. Gene Ontology annotation, molecular function: ATP binding; non-membrane spanning protein tyrosine kinase activity. The coding region runs from base 1 to 2568 and encodes 855 amino acids. Lineage: Eukaryota; Metazoa; Arthropoda; Insecta; Neuroptera; Chrysopidae. The record is from RefSeq and is a predicted model, not a curated record.
AUGUGUUUUUCGGUAUUUUGUCAAGGUAGGGCUGCCUAUGAAAAUUUAUUAUUUCGUCAAGAUGCUGAAUUACGUUUAUUAGAGAAUAUGAAACGUUGUUUAUCAAAUAAAUUAAAAUGUGAUCGUGAAUAUGCAACAUCGUUAACAUCGAUUGUAUCGCAAGGUAUUAAAAUUGAACGUAAUGAAGAAUUAUCAGGUAGUUUAAUUGCAUCCGCAUGGCGUACAAUGUUAGAUGAAUUUGAAACAACUGGACAAGUUAUUAAACAGAAUGCGGAUUUUAUUGAAACAAAAAGUUUAGAGCGAUUAACAAAUAUGAUUGUGGAAAAACGUAAAGUGCGUAAACAAUUUCAAGAGGAAUAUAAUCGUAUUACACAACAAUUUAGUCAGAUAUCCGAAGAAGUCACACGGAAAAAAACCGAAUAUCGUAAAUAUUUAGAACAUUAUAAAAUGAUGAGAACUAGAUUCGAAGAAAUUUAUGUAAAAGCUGGACGAGCUGGUAGAAAAGUCGAUGACGUUCGAGAAAAAUAUCAAAAAGCAUGUCGAAAAUUACAUUUAACUCAUAACGAAUACGUAUUGUUAAUAUGUGAGGCAGCGGAAUGCGAAAAAGAUUAUCGAACAGUAUUAUUACCAGAUUUAUUCGAACAUCAACAAAAUAUACAAGAGACUUUUGUACAAACUUGGAAAGAAAUUUUACAAGAAAUUGCCAAAUAUACGGAUUUAACAGCUACACAAUUUAAAGAAAUUCAACAACGUAUAAAUAAUAGUUUAGUCAUAAUUAAACCUUCCGAAGAAUAUAAAAGUUAUUAUGAAAAAAAUAAAGUGACACCAAUAUCACCCGUUAAUUUUGAUUUUGAUGUAACAUUAGUCGAAGAUUCUGGUCAACUAUUAGCAAAUCAAUUAACAGUCGAUAAUUUAACUGUUGAUUGGUUACGUAAUAAAAUGCAAGAAUUAGAUACUCGAAUUAAGGAAGUACAAGAUAAACAAAGUGUAAUUCAAGCCACAACAGCAGAAAGUAUAGAUGGAAAAACAAUUGGAAUCCCCGAAACAUCCUCAAGAGCGGGAAGUAAUUGUUUGGUUGAUGAACCACCUAGACGAGAACUAAAUGAACUGCGAUGUCAUGAACGUAAACUUGUACGACAAGUUGAAUUAAUAAAGAUUGCCCUAAAUGAAUUGGGAUGUGAAGAGGCACCGGCCGGCUGUGAUAUACCAGUAGAACAUCCGUUGUGUAUUGAGGAACCAAAUGAUAAUCAAGAAAAUGGUUCUUCUUUAUCACAAAAAUUGUUAACUUUUAAUCAACAUCUACACAGUAUAUUCAAUAAACAUAGACCAUUUAAAUGGAAAUCUGUUCCAUCUUCUCCAGUGGCAACGGCACGUAAUGUAAAUCGAGCCGAUUCUGUUCCACAAAUUAUAAAUGAGAAUAAUGAUGAUAAAGUCAAAAGUGAAAAUGGUAUACGGUCUUUGGGCACUGAAGAAUGGUUUCAUGGUGUUUUACCACGAGAUGAAGUUGUACGUUUAUUAACACAAGAAGGCGAUUUUCUUGUGAGAGAAACAUUACGAAAUGAUGAAUGUCAAACAGUGGUAUCAGUAUGUUGGAAUGGUGGCCAUAAACAUUUUAUUGUUCAAACUACGUCCGAGGGUCUUUAUCGAUUUGAAGGACCUUCAUUUCCUACAAUACGUGAAUUAAUAUUAUAUCAGUAUUCAAGUGGAAUUCCAGUAACGAGUCGAUCGGGUGCAAUAUUACGUCAACCAAUAUCGAGAGAGAGAUGGGAAUUAAAUAAUGACGAUGUUCAAUUGUUAGACAAAAUAGGACGAGGAAAUUUUGGGGAUGUUUACAAAGCACAAUUGAAGGAUACAAAUCAAGAGGUAGCUGUAAAAAUAUGUCGAACAACAUUACCCGAAGAACAGAAGAAGAAAUUCUUACAGGAGGGACGUAUAUUAAAACAAUACGAUCAUCCAAAUAUUGUAAAAUUAAUAGGAAUUUGUGUUCAAAAGCAGCCUAUUAUGAUAGUCAUGGAGUUAGUUUCAGGUGGUUCUUUGCUAACAUUUUUACGAAAUCGCUCUGACAGUCUGCAACAACAUAAAUUAUUAGGAAUGUGUAAAGAUGUGGCAGCUGGUAUGUGUUAUUUAGAAUCCAAAAAUUGUAUACAUAGAGAUUUAGCUACUCGAAAUUGUUUAGUUGGAACUAAUGAUAUGGUAAAAAUAUCUGACUUUGGAAUGUCGAGAGAAGAAAAAGAGUAUAUUGUGUCUGAUGGAAUGAAACAAAUUCCAAUUAAAUGGACCGCACCAGAAGCUUUAAAUUUUGGUAAAUAUACAUCACUUUGUGAUGUUUGGAGCUAUGGUAUUUUAGCAUGGGAAAUAUUUUCAAAAGGUUGUACACCUUAUCCAGGCUUAAGUAAUUCUACUGCUAGAGAACGAAUUGACGCAGGAUAUCGUAUGCCAGCACCUGAUGGAACUCCAGAAGAAAUGUAUCGAUUAAUGUUACGAUGUUGGGAAUAUCAGCCAGAAGGUCGACCACAUUUUGCAGAAAUCUAUAGUGUUGUUGAAAUUUUAUAUAAUGCCUUAAGAUAACUAUAAUUAUUGUCAUAUAUUUACAAUUUAUAA